AUGAUCGAUGAACUUAUUGAAAACGAAAUUCAACAAGGUUUUCCUGAUGCUGCUCUUAUUAUAACUCGAUAUGGUAAAAUAAUAAAACAACCCGUCUAUGGUUAUAAACUAAAAUAUGAUGAAAAUGCGACAAUGAUAAAACAACUACAACUAUUAACAUUAGACACUAUGUUUGAUUUGGCAUCAUUAACUAAAAAUGUAUGCAACAAACUAUGCGCUUAUGCAUCUGAUUGGACAAGGAGCAUUGAAGGUUGA
Messenger RNA from Rotaria sp. Silwood2, 255 nucleotides. The record is from the annotation of a GenBank genome assembly. NCBI's taxonomy places the organism in Eukaryota, Metazoa, Rotifera, Eurotatoria, Philodinida, Philodinidae.